Molecule: messenger RNA, 1432 nt
Organism: Solea solea (common sole)
Lineage: Eukaryota; Metazoa; Chordata; Actinopteri; Pleuronectiformes; Soleidae
Product: vomeronasal type-2 receptor 1-like
Exons: 2
Coding region: 888-1385 (165 amino acids)
Biological process (GO): G protein-coupled receptor signaling pathway
Cellular component (GO): membrane
Molecular function (GO): G protein-coupled receptor activity
Source: RefSeq, a predicted model, not a curated record
UGGAGAUGUGAUUCUAGGUGGACUUUUUGCAAUCAACUUCUUUUCUGCUGACCCUGACCUGACUUUUACCUCAAAGCCACAGCUGCCUAUCUGCUAUGGGUGAGUCUGUCAGUAUCUGUAGUUGUGAAAUGUGUAAUUUUGGAGUUAGUGCAAGUUUUUUGUAUACUAAACACACAAAUAUAUAUAUGUGUGUUAGUUUUAAUGAUAUAGGAUUCAGACAGGCUCAGUCCAUGGCCUUUGCCAUUGAUGAGAUCAACAGAAACGCCAACUUGUUGCCUAAUGUAGCUCUGGGAUACAGUCUGUAUGAUAACUGCCGCCAAAUAGGAUUUCAUGCAGCACUGUUCUUGGCCAGUGGACAAGACGAGCAAGUUACAUUAAAGGAGAACUGUGUAGGAACUCCUCCAGUCCUAGGGAUUGUGGGUGACUCUUCCUCGAGACGUUCUAUUGCCAUAUCUACAGUCUUAGGUUUGUACAGAGUGCCUCUGGUAAGUUUACCUCCCUCUCAAGUCAAUUAUUGUUGAAAUUAAAGGCCUUUUUUUAGAAUUCAAAUUCAAAUCAAGUUGGUAAAAAUAAAAAAAAUUCAAUCAGUUUAAUUUUGGGUAAUUGAUCUGAUAUUAUGUAGGUGAGUUAUUUUGCCACAUGUUCCUGCCUGAGUGACAGACAAAAGUUCCCAUCUUUCUUCAGGACGAUCCCAAGUGAUGCUUUUCAGGUAAAAGUAUAUCUCCAAAAAAAAGGUGUAUCACUAGUCAUGCUAUGUGUUUCAUUUACAAAGUUGUGUGAUGUCAGAUUUACAGAAAUCUAUUAACCUGUUUAACUGGAUUUCUAGUGAAAGAUGAUUCCAGCCUGUGCACUAAUCCCUCUGCUCUGUGUCCACAUAGGUGAAUGCUAUGAUUCAGAUUCUAAAACACUUUGAUUGGACUUGGGCAGGUCUUCUCAUCAGUGAUGAUGAUUAUGGAGUCCACGCUGCCCGAUCCUUUCACUCUGAUCUGGGUCCAGCUGGUGGAGGUUGUUUGGCUUACACAGAGAUUUUGCCCUGGGGUGACGACCCUGCUGAACUAAGGAGAAUAGUGAAUGUGAUGAGGAAAUCUACAGCUCGAGUGGUGAUUGUAUUUGCAUAUGAGAGUCACAUGAUUAAACUCAUGAAUGAGGUGGAGAGGCAGAAUGUGACGGACCUGCAGUGGAUUGCCAGUGAAGCCUGGUCAGCAGCUGAUGUGCUCCAGACUCCUCACCUCAUGCCGUACCUUGGUGGAACACUGGGCAUCGCCAUCCGUCGAGGAGAAAUACCAGGUCUCAGAGACUUCCUGUUACAAAUACGUCCUGACCUACAUCACAACAACACAUAUGGAAACAGCAUGGUGAGUUUCCCUCUGAAUUGGUAUUUGUGAGAAUAACUACUGGUAUUAAUUAAAAAUAAAUUAUCUUCCAGGUGAAU